Molecule: messenger RNA, 573 nt
Organism: Metarhizium album ARSEF 1941
Lineage: Eukaryota; Fungi; Ascomycota; Sordariomycetes; Hypocreales; Clavicipitaceae
Product: RER1 protein
Exons: 4
Coding region: 1-573 (190 amino acids)
Biological process (GO): protein retention in ER lumen; retrograde vesicle-mediated transport, Golgi to endoplasmic reticulum
Cellular component (GO): Golgi membrane
Source: RefSeq, a predicted model, not a curated record
AUGGAUGCGCCAGAACCUGAACAGACUCCUUUCGCCGCUGUCACAGCCCACACGACAAAACUGCAAAGGCAUUACCAAGCCCUGCUCGACCGGUCUACGCCGUUUGUGCUCUACAGGUGGUUCGCGACCGGCGUCACCCUGCUGCUCUUCUUCGUGCGCAUUUUUGUCAUCCAGGGAUGGUACAUUGUUGCCUACGCCCUCGGCAUCUAUCUGCUCAACUUGUUCCUGGCUUUCCUGCAGCCCAAGUUCGACCCUUCCAACGAUGCCAUCGACCAGGACAUGGAAGACGGGGCCAUAGGAACGCUCCCGACCAAGCAGGAUGAGGAGUUCAAACCCUUCAUCAGGCGUCUCCCCGAGUUCAAAUUCUGGUACUGGGCUACCCGUGCCGUCGCCAUUUCCUUCUUCUGCACCUUCUUCGAAUUCUUCAACAUUCCUGUCUUUUGGCCCGUGCUGGUCAUGUACUGGAUUAUUCUCUUCGUCCUGACGAUGCGCAAGCAGAUUCAGCACAUGAUCAAGUACCGCUACGUUCCCUUCACCAUGGGCAAGAAAAACUAUCGCAAAGAUGGCUCUUAG